AGUGACGACAUUAUAGCGCCAACGUUGAAAGAUAUACAGAGGCUCUGGCAGAAGAGUUUUGAAGAUGAGAGGCCAGGGUGGAGGUUACUCGAGAGGAGGUUCUGCGGGAGGCUCCGGGGCUUGGACAGGUAGGAGAGGGGGAUGGAAUUCUGGACAGAACCGUUCCUGGAGGGGGCGACCUUGGAGCAGAGGACACAUCAACUCGACAGCAAGCCACUCGCAACGAGGCCCAGGGCAUGUGCCACAACAGCCUCAGGUGAUACAAGCGACCCUUGACAUAACAUGCCCCUACAAAGGGUGGACACUCUAUUUUUCCCAAGGUUUUGUUGAGAGCGGUCCAUACAUUGAAAAGAUAAAGGCAUUUGAACAAUACUUCCUAUCACAAAUAGAGCUUUAUGACAAGGAUGAAAUUGAAAACAAAGGCAGCAUCUUGGUGGACUUCAAAGACUGCCUUCAGAAUAAGCAGCUCUCUAGUGCUUUGCCUGAUUUAGCCAAAGAGCUCAGAGAGAUGCCUGAUAAAACCCUAGACUGCCUAGGCCUUGCCAUACAUCAAGUCUUGACAAAGGACCUGGAGAGACAUGCUGCUGAAUUAAAGAGCCAGGAAGGAAUGCCCAGUGAUGCUACGCCAAUCAUUAACAUACCACAUAUCAGUGCUAGGGUGUAUAACUAUGAGCCGCUCACUCCACUGAGGACACUAAGGGCCAACCUGUAUGGAAAGUAUGUUGCCAUCAGGGGCACAGUAGUGCGGGUCAGCAACAUCAGGCCAAUCUGCACCAAACUGGCCUUUACCUGCAACAACUGUGGUGACACCCAGAGCCUGCACUUGCCUGAUGGGAAGUUCACUACACCCACAAAGUGUUUGCAGUAUGAAUGUCGAGGCCGAUCUUUCACUCCAAACCGAAGUUCACCCCUGACCCUUACAGUAGACUGGCAAUCCAUAAAGGUUCAGGAGCUGAUCUCCGGUGACCAGAGGGAGUCCGGCCGGAUCCCACGAACCGUCGAGUGUGAGCUGACUCAGGACCUGGUGGACAGCUGUGUGCCUGGAGACAUGGUCACCAUCACUGGCGUGGUCAAAGUUUCCAGUGAUGAAGGAGCCGGGAGGAACAAAAAGGACAAGUGCAUGUUCCUGUUGUACAUUGAGGCAAACUCUGUCAGUAACUCCAAGGGUCAGAAGUCAAAGGUCAGCUCUGAGCCGGAAUGCCAGGGUACAUCGAUGGAGUUUUCUCUCAAGGAUCUCUACGCUAUCCAGGAGAUCCAAGCCCAAGAGGAUCUACUCAAACUAAUUGUCAAUUCCCUCUGCCCAGCCAUAUAUGGGCAUUUGUCGGUGAAAGCAGGACUGGCUCUGGCCUUAUUUGGUGGCUGUCAAAAAUAUGUUGAUGACAAGAACCGAAUCCCUAUCAGAGGAGACCCCCAUAUGCUGAUUGUUGGUGAUCCAGGUCUUGGCAAAAGUCAGAUGUUACAGGCUGUGUGCAAGGUUGCUCCACGUGGCAUCUAUGUGUGUGGGAACACCACCACUACCGCUGGGUUGACCGUGUCUUUGUCCAGAGACAGUGGCACUGGAGACUAUGCGUUAGAGGCUGGGGCUUUGGUGUUGGGAGAUCAAGGUAUCUGUUGCAUUGAUGAGUUUGACAAAAUGGGCAGUCAGCACCAGGCCCUUUUGGAAGCUAUGGAGCAACAGAGCAUCAGUCUGGCCAAAGCGGGGAUUGUGUGCACACUUCCUGCCCGGACAUCGAUCAUCGCCGCUGCCAACCCAGUGGGAGGUCACUAUAAUAAGGCCAAGACUGUCUCGGAGAACCUCAAGAUGGGGAGCGCCCUGCUCUCCAGGUUUGACCUGGUCUUCAUCCUUCUGGACACGCCCAAUGAAGACCACGACCACAUGCUGUCGGAGCACGUCAUGGCUAUGCGCUCAGGCAGGAAGGGCACACUCAGCAGUGCCUCAGUGAGCCGCUGCAGCACCCAGGACUCCAACAUCUCCAUCCUGGAGAUCCCCUCCGACAAACCCCUCUCUGAUAGGCUUAAGGUGACACCUGGUGAAAACUUUGACCCCAUCCCUCACCAGCUACUGAGGAAGUACGUGAGCUAUGCCCGCCACUACGUCCACCCCACCUUGUCAGCUGAGGCUGCGCAGGUGCUGCAGGACUUCUACCUGGAGCUGCGGAGACAGAACCACGGGACCGACAGCACGCCCAUCACCACCCGCCAGCUGGAGUCUCUCAUACGACUCACAGAGGCGAGGGCCCGACUAGAGCUUCGGGAGAAAGCCACUCAAGCUGAUGCUGAGGAUGUGGUGGAGAUUAUGAAGCACAGCCUAACGGACACUUUCUCGGAUGAGUUCGGGCGUUUGGACUUUGAGCGUUCUCAGCUGGGCUCAGGGAUGAGCAACAGGUCAAAGGUGAAGAGGUUUGUGGCUGCACUCAAUCAGGUGGCUGAGCGCAUGCACAAAACCACCUUUGAAUAUCAGCAGUUGCGGCAGCUGGCAAAGGAACUGAACAUUCAGGUUAUGGAUUUUGAGGGUUUUGUCAGUACCCUGAAUGAACAGGGCUACCUCUUGAAGAAAGGAAACAAACUUUACCAACUACAGACCAUCUGACAUUGAAGUGUCACCAGUGCCUUGCCCAAAUGUACAGUUUAAUGUAUAUUGAGUACAUUUUGAAAUUAUUUGUUAAACCUGUUUAUUUUUGUUCACUACUUUUCUUUAUGUUAAAUAA
Clupea harengus (Atlantic herring) is the source of this 2708-nucleotide messenger RNA. RefSeq names its product minichromosome maintenance 8 homologous recombination repair factor (gene mcm8). The record is from RefSeq and is a predicted model, not a curated record. Gene Ontology annotation, biological process: double-strand break repair via homologous recombination; DNA replication. Gene Ontology annotation, cellular component: MCM complex; nucleus. Gene Ontology annotation, molecular function: single-stranded DNA binding; ATP binding; single-stranded DNA helicase activity. Lineage: Eukaryota; Metazoa; Chordata; Actinopteri; Clupeiformes; Clupeidae.